GACGUUUUCUUGUUGCCGGAAGUGACUCGCAGUCUAGUUUCCGGUGGGAUCCUUAACGGUCCCGGGCAGCAGCGCAAGUCCGAGCAAGGGGAUCCGAUCCUGUCUGUCUGUCUGUCUGUCUGAAGGGGGAUGGCGCUCUGGCCGCCGCCGCGCUCCCGUGAUUUGCGCCCGGGUCUGGAAGAAGACGUGAGGUCCCAGCCCACCGCGCAGAUUUAUAAUGAUGGGAUUGAACUGGCUUGCCAGCAACAAAAGGAAUUUGUGAAGAGUUCUGUAGAAUGCAAGUGGAACUUAGCAGAAGCCCAGCAGAAGCUUGGCAGUUUAGCACUGCACAACUCUGAAUCCCUAGACCAGGAACACGCCAAAGCACAGACUGCAGCUGCAGAGUUGAGAUGGAGGGAAGAGGAGUGGCGUCGGAAAGAGGAGGCAUUAAAGCAAAAGGAAAGACAGGAUCUGUGGAACGCAGAUGUUGUUAGCAGGGAGGUAUUUAAUAAGAGUUAUAUUAAUCAGAGGAAAAGGAAAGAAAUGGAAGAUGAUGCAUCUAAAUCCUUCAUGCAGAAGCAUGAGCAGAAAAUUAGGCAUUUUGGAAUGUUGAACAGAUGGUUUGACAGUCAGAGAUUUCUCUCUGAUCACCCGUACCUUGUCUGUGAAGAAACUGCUAGAUAUCUUCUUUUAUGGUGUUUUCAUCUAGAAGCUGAACAGAAAGGAGCUCUGAUGGAACAAGUAGCUCAUCAGGCAGUGGUAAUGCAGUUUAUUAUAGAAAUGGCCAAAAGCUGCAGUGUGGAUCCACGAGGAUGUUUUCGUCUGUUUUUCCAAAGAGCUAAAGCGGGGGAAGAAGGAUAUUUGGAAGCUUUUAAAAAUGAACUUGAAGCAUUCAAAUCACGAGUGAGAAUUUGUUCGCAAUCGCAGAACUUUCAAGCUAUGUCUGCUCAGAAUCCUUUGGUUCACACAGAUCUCAGUUGUAUAGGAGGGCUUGCAUCUUUUCCACAGAAUGCAGAUUCACUUCAGGGCUGCAGUUUGAACUCAGUGGUACACAGAGACGAGGAAGAACCCAAAAUGAUGGAUACAGUAUAGUACUCCUAAGACUGAGCCCAAGUACUCUUAUUACAAAGAGGAGAAUGUGGCAACUUUUUUGAGACUUAUUUUUAUGGGUGCUGCACUUUAUUUGGGGUGUUUGUUUUUUGGAGAGAGGGUAAUCCAGAAACACACUUGUCUUUUUGUUUGGAAAAUGUGCUGCUAGGGCAUUUUUUGUUCUUAUUUUUUAGAAGAGGGAAUCCUUGUGUGUUGCUGAAUGUGAAACUGGAUGUUUUUCUGCUACUACUAAACUUCGCCUUUUUAAAUUUUAGGAAUCAAAGUAUGAAAAAUCUGCACAUUUGCAAUGUUUACAAGUGAUUGAUUCUAGGAGGAAUCUGCUUUAAUCCUAUCAGACAUGCCCAUGUCUCGCUCUAGAUCCUAACGAUCAUUGUUCUGCAUUAUCUUUGCUUGCAUAGUAAGCGCUCGAAUCUGGUUUUAUCAUGAAUAGCAAUAAAUCAGUGGUUGCUAUCAAUACUGCAGAUCUGAGUGACUCAGAGAAAAGCACUGGCCUUUUAACUCUACUACAGGGAUAAAACUUUUAUUUUCUGCUUUUGGACAAAGGCCUUUUAUAUAUUUUGACACUUGUGUAACUUGAUGUGUAAGUGGUCGUAAUGGCCUAUAAUGGAAUUAUAAACAGUAUUUUACUAGAGUUGCAGCCACCAGUGAACAUUUGGGUAUGGAGAGAAAUCAGUACUAUUCUGUUAACCUUUCCACCUAAAAACAUUAUCGUAGAAUCAUAUUCUCUCAGAUGAGCAUUUUAGGAAACUCAAGUGCCAAAUCCUGACUGAAUCUCUUCAAGGAAAUCCUGUGAAUGUGACACUUAAGAUGCUAGGUAGCUGAUUUGCCUAGGGGCUAAUCAUCAGUUGGCAAUUUAAAACCAGAUCAUCUCAAAUAGUCAAAUCAACUUCUUCAGGUCUUAGUCCCACUAUGUUGUCAGCGUAGGCCAAACUCUUCCAUUUCUCCUAUACAUUGUUCAUAUGAUACCAAGAGUAUAGAAACCACCAUCGCCCACAUAGUUGAUAUGCUGUAAUUUGCACUGCCUCCACUUAAUCACCCUUGAUAUAGGAGCAUGGUAAGAAUAUUACUGUUACUAUUUUUUGUGAGUGCAUGGUCAUGUUUAUUAAGUUAUUCUUAACUCCUGAAGCAUUGUGGGUUGCAAUUGUCCCAGGAUCAGAAGAGGCUAUUGAUUUUAAUUUCAAUAGCUCUCUUGUUUGGGCUCUGUGUUCUUGUUCCUGAUCCACCUGGUAUACAGAUCAAAAAUAUAUGCCUAUUGUCAAGUUCCAGAGACCAAUAUAAUAUACAUACAGUUCUAAUUAGGGCUUUUGCUGUUGUCUUCACACUGCUGGAGAAACACACUGCUUUUUGAACAGAUCAGUAGUUUGACAAUGGGAAGUGCUGUGGUGAAAGUGGCAACUGAAAUUUUGGCAGUACACUCAGUUCUCCUGGUAUCCACAUUUGAUCUUGGCCUAUGUGUGGAAUGUAAUGUAAUCUUUAAGAGGUUCUGGCUGGAAAAAAGCAAAUGACUCCUGAUCUUUUGAAGGUUCAUCUCCUACUACAACUUAGAAUUUGCAGGAAAAGGGGGCACUAAUUUCUUCGCUUUCUUCACAUUAAGCUCAAUGUACUACUGUGAAAGUCGGUAGUUGAGAUUGUGAGGUGUUAAUGAGAUAUAAGAUACAGCUAUUUUACAUUUUGUGUAGAAACAAAUUUUGUGGCAGACUCUUCAAUGCCUAAACCAGAAAGGGAAAUGUUCGAAAGCAUAGGUGAGUCUUUAGGGAUUCCAUGGAAAUAGCACUUAGUGGUUGCUUACAUGUGGAAGCUUCUUACAUGUAAAGGAUGGUAUUUUGAACCAUAGCUCCCUUGAAUAUUCUUUUAUGUAUAUUGUAUAAAACAUCUCAUUCUAUAUUGCAAAAUGUUACAGCCCAGACUCAGUGAAAUAUUCUGUGCAGAAGAAAAUUUGCUGCACAGUAUUAACUAUACUGGAAUGCCAUUGCUGCCAGUGGAUCAUAGGUCAAAGCAAGAGAGAAGAUCAGAUAGGCCUUGGUAAUCCCCAGUUCAACUCAUUAUAUUGGCAAGAGAGCUCAGUUUAAACAUCCAGUUUUGUACAACAGGAAGCCUACUAGAAAAAUAAAUAAAUUAUGUAUUUGACAAAUGUAUAGAGCUUAA
Hemicordylus capensis (graceful crag lizard) is the source of this 3234-nucleotide messenger RNA. It is a transcript of the gene CDC37L1, whose product is annotated as cell division cycle 37 like 1, HSP90 cochaperone. The record is from RefSeq and is a predicted model, not a curated record. Gene Ontology annotation, cellular component: cytoplasm. Gene Ontology annotation, molecular function: heat shock protein binding; protein-folding chaperone binding. Gene Ontology annotation, biological process: protein folding; protein stabilization. Lineage: Eukaryota; Metazoa; Chordata; Lepidosauria; Squamata; Cordylidae. The transcript is spliced from 7 exons. Bases 130 to 1071 code for a protein of 313 amino acids.